GACUGCUAGGGUUGAGUGGGAGAAAGUGGGAGGAAAGAGAUGGCCAAGUUCAACGAGGUGCAGAAGAAGAAGAGAGCGCAGAACCAGGAGAAGAAGAGAAGGAUUCACGGCGACCCAGUCAGUGGCAAGCUUCAUCUGAAGCAGCAACCCGUCUCCAUCUCCGGCAAGCGCAAGCGGAAGCUCGAAAAAAAAUGGCGGAGGGACCAGAAAGAGGCUGUGGAGAAGGGCCUGAUUACCAUGGAAGAUGUCGAAAUGGCUGCAGCUGAUGAUGAUGAAUCUCUAGGGACGAAGAAAGGUUCAAAGAAGUUCCACAUGAAGAAGAGCAUCAAGCUUAAGCAAGGAAAGCACAAAGGUAAGAAGAAAGGAAAAUCUUCUAAGUCUGCUUCUGCUGCUCAAGCUUCAGUGGAUGUAAUGGUAGAGUAGUUUGUCUAGUUCGUGAAGAAACACGUGAAAUUGUACUAUUCCAACUGGAAAUGAAUUUUGGGCAGAAAUUUGCCAUCUGGGUGCAAUAUCUUUUCUACUGUCAAUCAUUGUGUUGUGUUAUCUUUUUCCUGUCUUUGUUGAUAAGGGUAGGAAAGGGAUCGGUAGGAAAGAUAAGACAAUGAAUUGAAGAACUAAUACUACCAGUCUUUAGUUAUUGUAAUGCAAAGUUUGAAUCAAUUUUGUGCU
Molecule: messenger RNA, 669 nt
Organism: Rosa chinensis
Lineage: Eukaryota; Viridiplantae; Streptophyta; Magnoliopsida; Rosales; Rosaceae
Exons: 4
Coding region: 40-423 (127 amino acids)
Source: RefSeq, a predicted model, not a curated record